CUUUCAAAUGUAUCAAUAGAAACACUUGGUAACUUGGAAUUUGGAUCCCUUGGAGGAGUAACCACACUGAAGAAAACACGGCGAGGCUCACAGGAUGUUUCAAGGCGCAUAGAAAGGUCACUCGUCACCCCUCAGUAUGGUCCUGACUGAGAAUGGAACUUCAGGCUCCGGUUAUGUCCCUCACUACCUCCUCCAGGGCGACCCUUUCGCCUCCAAACUGUCAAAAGACGCGGACAUUGUAGCUGCCGUUUACAUCUGCAUUAUAGGGGUCUUGUCCGCCACCGGGAAUGGGUUUGUCCUUUACACGUCCUUCAAACGGAAGACCAAGCUAAAGCCCCCUGAACUCAUGACAGUGAAUUUGGCCCUCUUUGACUUUGGCAUCACAGUCACGGGGAAGCCCUUCUUCGUGAUCUCCAGCUUCUCCCACAGAUGGCUCUUUGGCUGGGAGGGCUGUCGCUUUUACGGCUGGGCAGGCUUCUUCUUCGGGUGUGGCAGCCUGAUCACCAUGACCCUCGUGAGCCUGGACCGCUACCUGAAGAUCUGCCACCUGAGAUACGGGACUUGGCUGAAGAGGCAUCACACGUUCCUGGCCAUGGUGUUCGUCUGGCUGUAUGCAGCCUUUUGGGCCACCAUGCCCCUGGUGGGCUGGGGUAACUACGCCCCAGAGCCGUUCGGCACCUCCUGCACUUUGGACUGGUGGCUGGCGCAGGCGUCCGUGUCAGGGCAGUCCUUCGUCCUGAGCAUCCUCUUCUUCUGCCUCGUCUUCCCCACCAUCAUCAUCGUCUUCUCCUACGUCAAGAUCAUCUGCAAGGUCAAGUCCUCUGCCAAGGAGGUCUCCCACUACGAUACCAGGAAAUGCAGCCAUAGUCUGGAGAUGAAAUUAACCAAGGUGACAAUGUUGAUAUGUGCUGGGUUUUUAAUAGCCUGGAUCCCGUACGCGGUGGUGUCGGUGUGGUCUGCGUUUGGGGAGCACGACUCGGUCCCGAUUCCGGUGUCUGUAAUACCCACCCUGUUGGCCAAGUCCUCCGCCAUGUACAACCCCAUCAUAUACCAGGUCACCGACUGCAAAAACUCGUGUAUGAAAACCUCCUGUUUCAAAGCUUUGGAGAAACGGAAGCACUACAACAGUUCAAGAUUUUACUCCAUUUCGGGUGAAAUAAAAGACGCACCGGAAAAAGGGGCGGCCAUUGAAAUGAGGCCAUCCUGACUGUUUCUGAACAACGGACUGGACCACUAUUUGUCCAAUCACAAUUCAGGAUUAAGCCACCAAUCCUAUUUCCUUUUACUGUAAGGUGUUCAGUUCAGAAAAUGGCUUUAUAUAUUCCCUUGUGCACAUAAUAUGACGGUAUUUCUUCUUAAUGGAUUUGCACCUGUAACUAAUUCCAAUGGUAAAAAAAAAAAGAGCAUCUUAUUUUGUCUAUAUGGUGUUAUCUAACUUUCACGAUUUGUAUAUUUUUUUAUGUACUUAAACUCUAUCUAUUUCUGCAAACAGAUUUAUAGCACAGAGCAUAACUUAACGUAUGUGUAAUGUGCAUUUUCAGAGAAGCUGUGGUCCACACUGCACUCCUGGCACAUACUAAUUGACCCAUAAUGUGGCUAACACAGGUUAUUGAAGAGACAUUGACAUGUAUAGCAGCAAGGGUCCAAGUAAUCUGCAAAGAAGUUUAAUCCUUCACCUGACUUUUGCACCUGGACAUUUCCUGAAAGUCAUGAGACAGUUUUUAAGAUUAUAGGUUGGCUCUGAGUGUGCUUGUAAAAUUUUAAUGAGAACAAAUGACCAAGGGAAUUUUAAUAUCUAGGACUACUUUAGAAUUUUAAAUCAAGAGUUGCUAAAAUUGAUCGGUCCUCUUUUCCAGACAAGUCUCCACGGCACCCUGAAAAGAAAAAAAAGACAUUAAACAUUUUUACCCCCUAACAACUUUAAAAAAGAGAGAAUUAUUUUUUUAUUGUGGAAUUAUAGUAUUAGCUAUCACACAUUGGGAAGUAAUGGGGGAAUAAAACAGAAAACAGACAAGUAUACAACUCCAUACAGUCUGCCACAUUUGUAAAAUUUGGUUCAAUAAUGUGACAAAACUUCUGAUCUUCAUCCGUUUUUAAGUUUUCAUGGGAAAUGGGGGGGAUUUGAGCAGUCCAGCCGAGUACAUUGAUUAGCAAUAUUAGCUCAUUAAAGUAUCAGGCUUCAUAUAUUCCCAAUGCUUGGAUGUGGGGGUGUUUUGGCAGAUAGUUAGCAGCUUAGCAGUUUAUUGGGAAAUGGGUUGAGCCCUCUAAACAGUAGCUAGCGUCCUUCUUAAAGACCACGAAUGCAAAUGUGCAACAGUGAAAUUGAGAAAGAUCUCAGCAUUAAAGAAUAUCUUCCCUUGUGUUUACAGCUAGCUAGGGUUAGCCUAUAUAUCAAUGUGGGAGGAUUGGAUUGAGGCCUUUGGGGUCACACUGAAGCAAGCCAUAUGUUUUGGAUAUUUCUGACUGGACAGCAUAUGUACAUGCUGGAGCGUGAUGUCAUUGUUUUGAUAUUUCUGUUACGUUCAUCUGCUGUGAACGUCAGCUUGUGGGCAUAUAAUUGUGUCACAGUCACUUGCCUAGCCCAAAAAAUACACUACCAAAGACUUUUCUGCUGAUCUUGAAUCUGCAAAUGUCAAUGUCAAUAAACUACAGUGUAUGUGUUGUCAGAUUACAUAAGGCAAUUCUGGGUCAAAUAAAAAUCAUUACUACUUCAAGGUUUCAGCAGGAAGAAGAGAUGGCUCUUGGGACAAAAGGCUUUCUUUGGCACGUAAUUUAUCGAGUGAUUCCAAGCCAAUAGCAGAUGUCGAAUUUCAGUCAGAUUUUAGACUGAAUCUAAGAUGCAGUGAUGAUAAACGGUAUGAUUUCAAUAACAUGCAUUUAUACAGCCGUUUCCAUAGGAAUGCAUAUGUAACUGAUUUUAAUAGAUGUGAAUACCAACAUAUGUUUAAAUUUGAUACAAAUUGGCAUACAUAAUUAAAUGGAUAUAUUACACCUCAACUGAUCAGGCAAUGAAUCUUGUUUUGAUGAGUAUUGCAUUGGAGAUUAUAAUAAGAGAUGCCCUAAACCAUUAGUGCUCAGUGCCACAGUAGCUCUACAGCUCAUUUUUACCUGUUAUUAAACAUAAAUGAUGUGGACAUUAGGUUAAUGAGAGAGGCCUCUUUUUGUAUCCUGUCAAGAAGCUACUUUUCUGCCGCCGUUAUUGGUGUGUGUGUCUGUGUGUUUGAUUGUAUCUGUGUGUGUGCAUGUGUCUUUGUCCAUGUGCGUGUCCUGUAUCCUCCAUGCAUAGGACAGAUGUGGCUCUAUGUGCAUUUUAUUUUACUGUUAAUUUAAGAAAAUCAAUUAUUUCUCCCCUGCUUGGGCUAAGGUUUCUGCCUCAAUGGUAAAUCAUUGGAGAACAUUUUGCUGGUACUAUUUUGACUGUAUUGUGUCUCUUAAAAGCCUAUUCGCGUUCCACCAUGCGUUACCUUUUUGUCAAGAUGCACUUUUUGAAAGACAUACAUUUCUGCAAACUAAGCUAAGAGAUGUCAGAUAUUGCAGUUUGAAUGUAGCAACCUUGUUGGAUUCUGUACAUAAUAUCACUUUUUGUAGAGUUGACUUUGUACUCUAAGAAUUUGGCAUUUCAUAAUUUGUCUUCUUUGUGAUAGUCUUCACUUUCUGUUUGAAGAAUUUCUUGAGGUAUAUGAAAUGUACUAACAAUGAUUAUUUGCCAUGUAGUGUACACAUCAUUGCAUUUGACAGUAUUAUAAAAUGGCGUCUGUAUCAAAAUCACUGAAAUUGUUAUCAGUCAUAUGUAAAUUCUGUUCUCACAUGUACUGUACAUGCCACAGCAGGUAAC
Molecule: messenger RNA, 3835 nt
Organism: Conger conger (European conger)
Lineage: Eukaryota; Metazoa; Chordata; Actinopteri; Anguilliformes; Congridae
Gene: opn5
Product: opsin 5
Exons: 7
Coding region: 137-1207 (356 amino acids)
Biological process (GO): G protein-coupled receptor signaling pathway; visual perception
Cellular component (GO): membrane
Molecular function (GO): G protein-coupled receptor activity
Source: RefSeq, a predicted model, not a curated record